Schistosoma bovis is the source of this 3570-nucleotide messenger RNA. Lineage: Eukaryota; Metazoa; Platyhelminthes; Trematoda; Strigeidida; Schistosomatidae. The record is from the annotation of a GenBank genome assembly.
AUUUUCUACCAUGUAAAAUAGUAAUCAUAAGCACAUAAUAAAUUCUACACUUAUAAUCUGUCAUGAACAACAUUCCAUUAUAAAGAAAAAUAAAGAAACUAUCAUUGAAUAAUAGAUGAUGUAUAAUAUGAAGAAAAGAAAAAAUCAAUAUUCAAGAUUUCAUUUCAUAUAUUUACAUAAAUACAAUGGAAAACAACUAAAAUUGAUCUUGUAACUACAUUUAUCACUAAAAGUUGACAUCAUCAUCUUGAUCAUCAUCAUCAUCUUGAUCAUUAUCUUGAUCAUCAUCAUCAUCAUUAAGAUAUUUCUUAAAAAGGAAAACAAUUUUGGGAUUAAUUUUAUCACUACGUGUUUUUCUUAUUAAAAAAAAAUUUUUUUACUAUGUGAUUAAUCUAAGGAAGAGAAAAAUUAUGGGUUGCGUGAAUACAAAAUCAAUUUUAGAUAAACCCAUUGAAGAAAUUGAAAAACCUGAAAUUUUAUUAAAAAUUGUAUUAAUAUUUUCACAGGCUGAUAAACAAACUCAAUUAAUGAUUGAUGCAGCUCAACAAUUAAAACAUAAUUGUACAUUGAUCAAUACAAUUAAACAGGAUACAACAAUAAAGGAUAUAGAUAAGAUUAUUAAUGAAAAGCUUAUUGAUGUACAACAGAUUAUUGAUAUGGUUGUACUGGAUAUUCGUAAGCUGAAGCCGAACCGGUCUUUCAGUAUGUCCGGUACCAAAUCAUCACAAUCCUCAGAAAUUAAUAUCAGUAAUAAUAACAUUAGUUCAUCAUUGAGCAACUGGUGUAAACAACUUAGAAGUUAUUCACCGACAAAAGAUUCAGUUAUUGUAGGAUUAUUGAGUCGGAAAUGCUCUUCUGAUCAAAGAAAAAUACUCAUGAAUAAAGCUCUAAAAUCUGGUUGUAAUAAGUGUAUUUUUGAAGCAACAACUGUAGAUGAUUUUUGUGAAGAAUUAAAAAAUUUUGCUAAUAAUGAAUGGAAAUUAUUAAAUCAAUUAAGAAAUUUCAUUUGUACUAACAAUAUUACUACCAAUGCAACAACAACAACAACUACUACUACUACUACUACAACUAGUACUAGUAGUAGUAGUAGUACUACCACUACUACUUCUACCACAAAUAAUAAUAAUAAUACAGUAACAACAAAAGCAAUUAACAUUUUUACUACCCCUAAUAGUAAUGAAAACAUUGUAGAAUCUGAAAACAUUCAAUCAAAUACAGAAUUAAAUGAGAUUUUCCUAAAAGAUGAGUGUAGAUUUCAAAUGAAAUCAGAGACUAGACAGCCGACAAUUAAAGAGUCCGUAGAUAAUGAAAUAGCAUCAACGGAUGAACUGAAAGCCAAUGUUAUUGAUUCUGUCACUGUGCUACAUGAGCAAGGAAAGAAAUUUAGAGAAUUUAUCUCCGUACGAAAAACUAGAAACUCAGAUACAAACAAUAUUGUUGGUUUAAGUGCGUUAUUACAUUCUAGAUGUCCGGACUUUUCGUCACCAAUGUGUAAAGUAAUUGGAAUUUUGAAUUCUGCACGUGUUCGCAGUCCAUUACCAGUAGCAAAAGAUCUACAAAAAGCUAUUAAUUUAAUAUGUAGUUCAAAUGUAUUUGUUGAUCAAAUAAUGAAACCAUUAAGUCGAACAAAUGAUCCUAUCACAGCAGAUUUAAUUGAAGGUUUGAUUACUGGAUCAAAUCUAGCUAGAGAACCAGAGAACUUACUCAAACUUCGAUCUUUGGCUAAAUCUCUAAAAGGAUCCGAAAAUGUUACAACAACACUGUCAACUUUACAAAAUAGUCCAGAAAUUGAAACUUGCCUAUCAAAUUUUGAUAAAUGGGACUUCAACAUAUUUGAUCUUGAACGGUUAACUAGUAAAAAACCUCUCACUUAUUUAGGCAUGAAGAUAUUGGACAGUUUCAAUGCUCUUAGUGUACUACGUGUACCUAGUCAAAUUUUAGUCGGUUGGUUAACAGUAAUUGAAGAACAUUAUCAUGUGGAUAAUCCAUACCAUAAUGCUACACAUGCAGGUGAUGUUCUACAAGCAUCAGCUUACUUUCUACAACAUAGUUUAAUAAGAUCAAUUUGCACAAAUAUCGAUGAAGUUGCUACACUUUUAGCCGCGAUAGUACAUGAUGUAGACCACCCGGGGAAAACAAAUCCAUUUCUUGUGAAUAGUAAUGAUCCAUUAGCUAUUCUAUACAAUGAUAUUGCUGUAUUAGAAAGUCAUCAUGCGGCUGUUUCAUUUGAAUUAACCCUCCGAUCACCUGACAUCAAUAUUUUUCAGAAUUUGACACGUGAAGAAUAUCGUACAAUACGUAGCUAUAUUGUUGAUAUGGUAUUAUCUACUGAAAUGGUACGACAUUUUGAUAUUGUUACAAAAUUUGUAAACACAUUAAGUAAACCAAUACUUGCAAAGAAUCGUCACCAUGAUCGUUCAUCUGUCGGUAGUAUGAGUUCUAUGGAAUCAUGUUCUAUGGGAAUGACAAUAUCACAUUCUACUUCACCAAGUCCUGGACAAGAACGUAUAUCUAGUACGCUAGAAAACUUAUCAACUGCCGAAAAUAGAACAUUAAUUAAACGUUUAAUUAUUAAAUGUUCCGAUGUUAAUAAUCCUACAAGACCAUUAUCUAUAUGUAAAGAAUGGGCAACAAGAAUAGCGGAAGAAUACUUUUGUCAGACAGAAGAAGAGAAACGACGCAAUUUGCCUAUUGUUAUGCCAAAUUUUGAUCGACAAACUUGUAAUAUUUCUCAAUCACAGUUAUCAUUUAUUGAUUUCUUUUUAAAAGGAAUGUUUUCAGGAUUUGACUGUAAGUCAGUUACAUAUUAUGGUAAAAAUAUAUUUUAAAAUUAGUCCCAUUAGUUCGAUGUAUUAAUAGGAAACUAAGAAGUUAUUAAAUUGUGUAACAGUAAAGAUUGUGUUCUUUUAAUGAAACUCCAGUUGGCACCCCCUAUGUUAUUUGGAUAACCAAUGAGAGUUUAGAUGGUCCGACGUUAAAGGAAAUGUUAGGAUGUGCAGACAAAUAUACCAAUAAUUAUCAUGUUAAGUAUAAUGGUGGCCCUGGACUCUAAAUGUACACUCCCUAUUGGUCGAUAUUUAUUUCACUUGUUGAAUAUGGUACAAAUGUUGUUUUCUAUUUUAUGGUACGAUGUGGUCUGGUUGAUUGGUAUAUAAAUAGAGUAUGUCUGAAAUAUAAUGAUUCAUAUCUCAGAGGCUAAGACUUGCGUUCUGGACUCAACUGGUUGGGCUAGACAGCGAAGCAGGGCCAAUCGGGACUCUAGGUCGUUCAUUUCGUGUUUACGUGUCACUGAUUCGAUUGAUAAAUACGCUGCGCAUCUAAUCUGCAAUCCACAAGACACAACAGGAAAUAAGCAUGAAGACUUAAAACACAGUUUCUUCCUAAGUGAUACUUGUCAGAAUAGUCCAUCUGGAGUCUUGAAGGAUUGAAUAUGUAGUAAGCGAGAACACAAGCGGAGACAAUCGAACGUAUUUGAACACAGAAUUACAGAACAUUUUAGUAAAAUCUGAGAACUAUACAAGAAAUACUUGAUUAACAAAAUGUCAGUUAAUUGUCUCAGACUUCAUUGUU